UGACAAACGGGCAUCAUGGGGCGGAACAAUUGAGCGGUUUCUGAAAUCUCUUUCCUGUCCUGGGAUAGAAAGAAGAGGGGGAAAUACUUAUGUUUAUUUCCAUUUCAUAAAUCACACACAGCUCCUGGUGGUGUGUGUGAUUGCGGGCCAGCGGGACCGAGGUCGGGGCCAGCGGGACCGAGGUCGGGGCCAGCGGGACCGAGGUCGGGGCCAGCGGGACCGAGGUCGGGGCCAGCGGGACCGAGGUCGGGGUCUGCGGGACCGAGGUCGGGUCCGCGAGCCGGUGCUUGUUUCCUCUCCUACCCCAGCGAGUGGUGAUCCGAAAGGCCUCAGGAACGUGGAAAGAUGAAAGGCCUCAGGAACCUGGGUUUAGGUGACCAGCAACAGUGACCAUGUCUCAGUCUGGAGAGAAAGGGAAAUUCCCUGAGGCGGCGGGAUAUGUGGGUUUUGCCAACCUGCCCAACCAGGUACACAGGAAGUCUGUGAAGAAGGGAUUUGAGUUCACCCUCAUGGUCGUUGGAGAGUCUGGUUUGGGCAAGUCUACGCUGAUCAACAGCCUGUUUCUGACAGACCUUUACCCAGAGAGAUACAUCCCUGGGGCCGCAGAGAAGAUUGAGCGGACGGUGCAGAUAGAAGCCAGUACGGUGGAGAUUGAAGAGAGAGGAGUGAAGCUCCGUCUUACUGUGGUCGACACCCCUGGAUACGGAGAUGCCAUCAACAGCCAAGACUGCUUUAAGACCAUCAUCCAGUACAUUGAUAACCAGUUUGAGCGUUACCUUCAUGACGAGAGUGGCCUGAACCGCAGACACAUCGUAGACAACCGAGUCCACUGCUGCUUCUACUUCAUCUCUCCCUUUGGACACGGUCUGAAGCCUCUGGAUGUGGAGUUUAUGAAGGCCAUCCACAGCAAGGUCAACAUCGUCCCUGUCAUUGCUAAGGCUGACACACUCACACUGAAAGAAAGAGACCGCCUUAAGAAGAGGAUCCUAGAUGAGAUUGCAGAGCAUGGCAUCAGGAUCUACCAACUGCCAGACGCGGACUCAGAUGAGGAUGAGGAGUUCAAGGAGCAGACACGAAUACUGAAGGCGAGCAUUCCGUUUUCUGUGAUUGGUUCAAACCAGCUGAUUGAGGUGAAAGGAAAGAAGAUCAGAGGCCGUCUCUACCCCUGGGGGGUCGUAGAGGUGGAGAACCCCGAGCAUAACGACUUCCUCAAACUACGCACCAUGCUUGUCACCCACAUGCAGGACCUCCAGGAGGUCACUCAGGACCUGCACUACGAGAACUUCCGUUCAGAGAGACUGAAGAGACCUGGCAGAGCUGUGGAGGAGGAUAUGAUGGACAAAGACCAGAUUCUCCUGCAGAAGGAGGCUGAGCUGAGGCGUAUGCAGCAGAUGAUUUCCCAGAUGCAGGCGCAGAUGAAGAUGAAGGGAGACGAGUGAAAAUAGAGGGAUUGAAAGAGGGAGUUGGGGAAGAGAUGAGAGGAGCCCCACACCCCUCAACCCCACUGUGCGUCUGCAUCUCCAUCAUGGACGUUCUGCUGGACACACACAUCACUCCCUAUCUCUCAGUGUGUCAGUCAAUCAAUCAAGCAAUCAACCACCCAAUUGGAUGUUCCCCUCUCUAACAUAAUUGUAAUUAUAAAAUCUUCAAUUUGGCCUCUAUUUUACCAUGGUACUGAGAUCCACUGAUCUGCAAGUCUCAGUAUUGUUUUGGGAACUGUUACUCACGUUGUAACACGUUUCAUACUAAGGUAUGUUUGUCUGGAGUGUUAUCCUUUAUUGUGUAAUGUUAUGAUAUGGGUUAUGAUAUAAUGUUAAGGCAUACUGAAAAUACAGAAUUUCCAUGUUCUCCCAAUAGGUGACUAAAGAUGAUGUCCGUGUGUUUUCAUCCGCACUAGUAUUCUGUCUCAUGUACAAUGUAGAUCUUGCAUUGCCAACAGUACUAAUAUCUCAUUGGUUAGACAACAAUAAGACUUCAGUGUUUACAGAAUGUUUGGGGAAUGUUUUGAGUAACUUAAAGUGGCUAUCAGCAGUUGAAACGAUAGCAAAGCUCUCACCCCACUGUUACGGUUAAAAGCUGGGGGGGAAGGACUGGAGAAAUGUGACCACUCAAAUUCAAAGACAGAGUUAUGGAUGCAAGGACUGACCAUCCAUUAUAUCAAAAUGAUAGUUUUAACCAUGUUUUUAGGCUAUACAGUGUUUGUUUACAUUUACUUUGUUUACAAACAUUGGAGUCAAAAAUAUUAUAUUUUGGUUUCUGUUUGGGUAUGGCAGUUGUGCUUUGCUCAUGAGGCUUUUGUAAGUUAUAUUCUUCAAGAAUCAAUAGGUACAUAUCAUUAAUUUGUAAAUCCAAAAAUGACGGUAGCAACUGCUGAUUGCCCCUUUAAAGGAAGGUUUGUUGAGAGCUGGAUGUUGUGUUUUUACCAUUUGCAACCUGUCUUUGCUUUCAUAUUUGGAGCACAGCUGAGGACUCAGUCCAUGCUGUAGGUGUAGUAAUAAUAGUGUCCCUCAGGUGGCGCUGUAGUCUAUGUUCAACAGCACAACACAUGGAAAAUAACUAUAAGGGUAAUAAUAUAUAAGGGUAAUACAGGCUUGUGUGGAAGUAUCCCACAGUCUCACAUUUUAUUUUAAACUUUAUCACUUUUGCUCUAUAUUAUGAAAGAUUUAUGUAACUUAACUUUGUCUGUGCCUCUGUUGUAUUGGAUGGAGACCAGUGCAGGCUGGUAGAAAGAACUAUAGGGGGACGGGCUCAUUGUAAUGGCUGGAAUGGAGGAAUGAAAUAAAUGGGAACGAAGUCUAAUGUGGUUUCCAUAUGUUUGAUGUGUUUGAUACCGUUCCAUUUAUUCCAUUCCAGCCAUUACAAUGAGUCUGUUUUCCUAUAGCUCCUCCCAACAGCCUCCACUAAUGGAGACGGUUUGCCUUGGUCUCUCUGGGUCAGUCUCCUCAGACGAGGUUUUACUGAGCUGAAUUCCUCACCAUGUAAUCUUAUAAGUCAAGUAUCAACAGCAGAAGGCUGUUGGUUGUGUCGUCAUUAUACAGAGAAUAUUUGCCCUCGUGUUUGAAGAAUGCUCUGAAGUGACUUGAUAGCUAAAAUGUGUAUGCAUCAUGUGGGUGUACGUACUGUCUAGAAUAAAUGUUGGUGCAUUCAAGAUGCAACUGAUAAUGCUUGUUAAGUGAUCAUGUUAAUUCAAGUGUUUUCAAACCAUGCACAACCGUGUGUUGGUUAAUAUACUUUUUUUUUUUAUCGCCUAAGACUUGCACUACAAAACCUUACAUCACCCUUUGUCUUUAAUAGUUACAUUAUAUUAUGAGCAGUCUUAGUAUAGAUGUGUUUUUGUUUAUUUGGUCAUGUUCGGGGUCUUCAUUUUAUCACAAUGAUUUACUGUAUGCACAAACAUACUGACAUCUUCUGAUAUUGGCUAGCUCCAUGCAACUUACAGUAUUGAACACAAUUCCAUUUUCUGAAUUCCCAACUAUAUUCCGAUUCACCAUGUCUGCCAGCCCACUCUAGGCUGCUGACUGUUAUACAGUGAACACACUAACGCCUCUCAAUGUGUCCUUCGUGUUUAAGAGCUUUAUCGUUAGUCAGUGUGUCAUUGUCUAUGUAACUUGUUUCUUUCUGCCUAGUUGAUCAACAGAUUUAUACCUUUGAACCCUGGAGGCAUUAACCCAGCGUUUCCCAAACUCGGUCCUGGGGACCCCAAGAGGUGCAUAUUUAGUUGUUUGCCCAAGCACUACACAGCUGAUUCAAAUAAUCAACUCAUUAAGCUUUAAUUAUUUGAAUCAGCUGUGUAAUGCUAGGGGGGGAACAAAACGUGUACUCCUUAAGGUCCCUAGGACUUAAUUUGGGAAACACCGUAAUUAACCUAACUGUGCUUGAAACUGUUUUUUUUUAGUAGUGUCUCAACUUUUGUACUCCAUUUUCAGAAAUACAGUUUCCAUAGAAACA
Molecule: messenger RNA, 3948 nt
Organism: Oncorhynchus mykiss (rainbow trout)
Lineage: Eukaryota; Metazoa; Chordata; Actinopteri; Salmoniformes; Salmonidae
Product: septin-2
Biological process (GO): cell division
Molecular function (GO): GTP binding
Source: RefSeq, a predicted model, not a curated record